UAGAAAAUAUAUAAAACUCACAGAGCCAUGCUCUUUGGAGUUUGUCACUGAAGGUAAGUCUAUAAAUUAAGCUAUAUUAUACGGUAAAUGCACAAAGUACUUUGAUGUCUUAAUGAUAAUAUUUUGGUGGGUAGUAAUGAAGUUAUUGAUUUACAGCAAAAAAAGCAUUUGCCAUUCGAGAACAGACACCUGUUAAGGUAACAGAUGACACCUCUACAGAAGUGGACAAGGAUGUAUUUCCUGAACUUGUUGCUGAAAGGGGCAUGUGCUUUAGUUUACAUACUAAUAAUGGUAAUUAUGUUUAUACUUUUCUGGUCUUAUUUUUAAAUUGUGGUGAUGUUUACAUUUUUGUUAGUAAUAUUUGUAUAUACUUUAUACAGAUUCCACUUCUGCACAUGAGUUGUCCCCUCUUCUGACUGAUGGGAACUCUGUCAGCAAGAUUUCAACCUUUACUAAAUGCAAUGAAGGCAACAAAACGUUUGCAUUACAUUCCAAAAGACCCAGGUUGGAUGAUUCCGAGCUUGCAAAAGAGGUUGGUAAGAGAAGGGAUUUAACCCAGCUUAAUAAAAAUGUUCACCAGUUUAUAAAAAUAAAUAAAAGCUUUUCAAUAGAUUGUGUACAUUUUGGUGUUGUCUGUUUAGACCAUUGAAGACAUCCUGAAGUGCAAACCUGGUGGCGUAGAAGUAAUGCAGCACUAUAAAGACACUGGUAAUCUCUCAACCUCCAAAAGAAAGGAGAUGAUUAAUAUAUUGGUUGCACACAUGACUGAACAAGAAGGGUAAGCUUUGAUCAUUUAAUGUGUUAAGAUCACUGUACCUACAACUUAUUCAAAUGUGACCCUGCCUGUGAAAUACUAUUAAAUAUUUAAUACAAUUUAUUAAUAAAUAAAUAAAUCAUCUAGUUGCUUAACUCGUGUUUUCUAAAGUGAUCCAACAUUACUUUUACGCCAAGUGUACCAAGAAAGGUUUUUAUAGAUGCUAUUGUUUUUACCCCCAGUAAACAGGAGGUUUUGGUUUCAUGGUGUGUUGUUUAUUAUUGCAGAAGGAUACCGCUUAAGGCCACAAGAGAGAUGUAUGCCCUUGGCAUUAUUACUCUCUUUCCAAACCUAAAAGAUCCUGAAGGGAAGACAGGCUAUCUAAGUAUAUCUGCUUGUUGUUUAAGAUGUUUGAAACUUAAAAUCGUAGCUUUUUUAAUUAAUUCAUUUUACCCAAAUUUGUCUCUUUAACAGGAACAAUACUAUGACGCACAGAGAGGCACAGGUUAUUAUGAAUCGCCUAAAGACGGUUCAGAGAAACACUAAUUGUAAAAUGCCCUCUCAAUCAAAUGAGAAAUCUUGUGGCCCUAGAAUGGAGGAAAAUAUCUGCCUUACAGAUCAGCUAACAGGUGAUGAUUGCCAAGAAGCAAUCUCACUGCUUAAACACAGCACUGAUCGUGAUAUCAUCUUCUGGAAGAUGAAAGAAACCUUUCAGUACCGUCAGGAGAUUGUAAAGGACCCAAAGUCGUCCACUUCCAUCUUUCACAUUUUUCCUCGAUUCCGGGACACCAAGGGUCUGAUACAUCAAGACGUUGUUUUGAUGUUUGGCCUGGAAACAGCCUCCAGAUUUUUGGAGAAGUGGAAUACCUCCUUCAAGGAAAAUGUGAUUAAGCAGGCAAAAACUCUAAAUCCAUCUGCAUUCCUGCUACAGCUACUGAAAUCUGCUGAAAAAAUCAACGGAGACAACAGUAAUGAAGAAUGGGAUAGUGACAUAGCAUCCCUGCUUUUGCUGUUACACCUCCUUGCACCCCAACCUUCUGGAAGGAAGCGAGCAGCCAAGAUUAGUGUGAGAGAUGCUGUUGGUCGCCUCCUGAAAUUUGAAAAGUCCUGCAGAAGUUUGGAGGACCAUCUCUCAGAGGUGGAGGACAGACAACCCUAUCUUCUGGCCACUGGACAAACCAAAGCAGAUGCACUUAAAUUCUACAUUGUGGUCAACAAGAAUCUCAUACCCUGUCAAGCAAGUACUUCACUUGUAGCUUUUGAUGAGCUUUUUAAAGCUCAUUAUGUCUUUGGUGCACAAUAUGACCCAUCUCUCAGCAACAUGUUCACCUUUAUCCAGACAACAAUCUACAAAAUCCAUCCUAGCACGUCCAGCCAAUCAUCACGCACUCGAGAGCUGAGAGCGAAACUGUUAAACAGUUCAAUGGAAAGUACACAAUGAGAAGAUGUUUCAUUUGUAAGUCUUUGCUGGGUACAAGCA
This is a messenger RNA of Pungitius pungitius (ninespine stickleback), 2234 nucleotides long. RefSeq lists its product as uncharacterized. The record is from RefSeq and is a predicted model, not a curated record. Bases 1239 to 2195 code for a protein of 318 amino acids. NCBI's taxonomy places the organism in Eukaryota, Metazoa, Chordata, Actinopteri, Perciformes, Gasterosteidae. The transcript has 4 exons.